Messenger RNA from Mugil cephalus (flathead mullet), 3807 nucleotides. It is a transcript of the gene edc3, whose product is annotated as enhancer of mRNA decapping 3 homolog (S. cerevisiae). Gene Ontology annotation, cellular component: P-body. Lineage: Eukaryota; Metazoa; Chordata; Actinopteri; Mugiliformes; Mugilidae. Gene Ontology annotation, molecular function: mRNA binding. The record is from RefSeq and is a predicted model, not a curated record. The transcript has 7 exons. The coding region runs from base 153 to 1589 and encodes 478 amino acids. Gene Ontology annotation, biological process: P-body assembly; deadenylation-independent decapping of nuclear-transcribed mRNA.
AGACGCUAGCCUCAGGAGGUUUGGGGCCAUUCAUGGAAAGCUAAGAAGCUAACAGACGAAGACAAGAACGACUUUCUCUUCAGCACUUAACAUAGAAGUUCACUCACUUUCGUUCUUCAAGGCCAUUUACACAGCGUUAAUUCCGAAAAGAUAUGGCCGCGGAUUGGUUGGGUAGUUUGGUGUCUAUUAACUGUGGACCAACGCUGGGAGUCUAUCAAGGAGAAGUUUCAUCCGUGGACCAGUCCAGCCAAACCAUCUCCUUAAGACAGCCUUUCCACAAUGGAGUCAAGUGCCCCGUUCCUGAGGUCACAUUCAGUGCCAUUGACAUAAAGGACCUAAAGAUUUUAGAUAUCAGAAACGGCAAUGCCAGGAUAAAUUCCACUGCAUCUUCGAAGGUAAACAGUGUGCCAGUUGCAGUCCCAAAGGCUGACCCCAGAUUAGUGGAGAAACUUAACUCUCCACAGCACUGCUCUAAAAGUUAUGGAGAGCGUCACCUGGAUGUACCAGGCCAGCCUAAAGGGUUUCGCCGAAGACAUAACUCCUGGUCAUCUAGCAGUCGAGGGGUCAACCAGGUCACGCCGAAGAAGAAUGGCGUGAAGAACGGGCAGAUGAAGCACAGAGACGACGAGUGUUUUGGAGACGGCAUGGAUGACGGCCUGGACACAGACUUUGAUUUUGAAGGGAACCUGGCUCUUUUCGACAAAGCCGCGGUCUUCUCGGAGAUCGACAUAUCGGAGCGUCGCAAUGGUGCGAGGUCGCGUGGGACGCCUCAGGAUCAGACGCCCGCACGUUACCGCCACGAUGAGAACAUCCUGGAGGCCAAACCUAUUGUGUACAGACAGAUUACGGUGCCACAGCCUGGGGCCAAAGAAUACUGCACUGACUCGGGACUCGUUGUACCCAGUAUAUCCUAUGAACUGCACAAGCGUUUGUUGUCUGUCGCCGAGCGCCAUGGACUCUCCCUGGAGCGAAGGCUUGAGAUGACUGGCGUGUGUGCCAGUCAGAUGGCACUUACAUUGCUAGGAGGCCCCAACAGAUUCACUCCCAAAAAUUUACACCAGCGUCCCACAGUGGCGCUGCUGUGUGGCCCCCACGUUCAGGGAGCUCAGGGCAUCAGCUGCGGCCGUCACCUGGCCAAUCACGAAGUGGAGGUCAUUUUGUUUCUGCCGAACUUUGUCAAAAUGCUCGACUGUGUCACCAGCGAGCUCACACUCUUCAACAAGACUGGUGGCAAACAGGUGUCCAGUAUCAAAGACCUUCCAGACACCCCAGUGGACCUAAUCAUCAACUGUCUGGACUGCCACGAGAACACAUUCCUGAUGGAUCAGCCUUGGUACCGAGUGGCUGCCGACUGGGCCAACCAGAACAGAGCCCCGGUGCUCAGCUUGGAUCCCCCCGUUAGCGGACAGGGGCAUGCUGUUGAGGCCAAGUGGUCCCUCUCUCUUUGCCUCCCGCUUCCCCUGGGCGAUGGGGCUGGCCGGGUCUACCUGUGUGACAUAGGCGUUCCUCGCCAGGUGUUCCACGAAGUGGGAAUCAAAUACCAUUCGCCCUUUGGCUGCAAAUUCGUCAUCCCCUUGCACUCCGCAUAAUGCGUCUAAUGGUCAACGUGGCAGAAUGAAUCUUUCACCUUCCUUGACCAUCUUGGUUUUGGCGCCUUAUAUUCCAGAGCUUCAGCUGUUUUUCAGUUCAUCCAUGGUUUUUUGUAAAGCUACAGGGACUUGUCCCUCAUACUGAAGGACCACUGUUCGGCACAUUAUUCCUACAAGGUUCAAGUGCAUAUAGAUAACAAAGGAAAAGCUUUCGAAUUUCGAAUGUUUUUUGAGAAAUGGGUGUCUUUGUCAUCGGAGGCGAAUAAUCUAAAUAAGAUUAUAACUGGAGUGUAAAAAAUAAUGUUCACUUUUGAAUUGAGUUGGACAAUCUCUGAGCUAGAAAAGCUUUGAAUCUAAACUUCAAUGUCAUCUGGUUAAUAAACACAUCUACCAUUUAAUAGAUGCCUAUACAAAGCUGAUACCUUAAUCUGAAGCUGACAUCAAAUAUGCAGCGUACACUGGUUUUCCAUUGUUGGUGGCUUUGCUCGUAGCUUGCCAUACUUUGCAGCACUCAGUUACUGUUGUCUGAUGGUUUAGUCGGAUAAAAUUUGAUAAAUGUCUUUUGUUUCUAUGAGUGUAAUGCUGUGUUUUAAGUCCAGGCCAGUGUUGUUGAGUGGAGCGGCUUCUCUAGAUAAUCAUCGGCUGUGACUCUAAGGGCUCUGAGAACACUGAUGGAGCGUGAAAAUCAUUUGCUGCUUUUAGUAAGCAUUUUGGUGAAAAAUGUUUUUUUUUUUUUUCGUAUCAUUUUGUUACAGAUCUACGAGAUGAAACACUCUGCCAGGAUGUUUAAAAGUCUCUGCUCCUUCAAUAGAAAAUCAUGUGUAUUUGUACAGAUCAUUUGAAAGUGUAUCUUCUCACCAAAUACAGCUAUGGAAGUCAGAUUUAAUGUAUUUUUUCUACAGUUUCGUGUAGAUAUUAUCCAUUCAGUCCUGUGCUACUUAAAAAAAGAAACUAGCGGACUCAAAAACACUGUUAUAUUCUGUAAUCUCUAACAGCGAACAUCAAGAGUCUUGAUUUCAGUAUAUUUGCCUGUUGAUGCAGUUCAAACGCCUGUGUUGCGUUACACUAACAGGAAAUGAUGCACACUUGAGCAUGUUGUGCAAUGGAUGGGUAACUUUAUGUUGUACAAGAGUUGAAAGAAGCCAGCAGAUGCCUGGUGCAGUACGGCAAAUGAGUCAUAUAUGGGCUGAAAACCACUGGCUUGAUCUUAAACGUUGAAUUACAACCGCAGGUUUCAAUGUUUUUUUUAUGAAAGUUAUCAAAACAGCUUGUUUGAAUGUGUUCAGAUACAUCUUAGAACGAUUUGUGCCGAUCUACACGCCCUGUUCGAACCAGAAAGUUUGGAUCUCUGUUGAAAACAAUUCUGAAAUGAUCAAGUAUUCCUGCUGAUGUACACGAAUGGUAUUCAAGUUUACUUUAACUGUGAAUUGUAAUUCGAGAAGAGCCACUUAUUUUGCUUUCUGGGGGCUUUGACAGAAGGGCUGGUGCUGCAUAUCUUGCAGGAUCAAGUCAAACUAUUUGCUCGUUUCUUUUCGACCAGGUUGAUCUGAAAUGUGUCUAGGUCCGGGGGGGCAUCGACAUGUCCACACUUUUUACGUCGUGUACUUGUGCACGUCAGUCUGCUCAGGAUUCAUUUGCUGAUUCAGUGAAAAUCGCUCUUAUGCACAAUAGUUAAGUCCUUUCUCCAACAUUCCUCUGCCCUGAUGUGUAAUGGCACAUCUGUUGAGACAAGUCUGGUUUGGAAACAUCAGCAUGAAUGAAUGUGGAUAGAAAGAGUUUUGUCCGAGUUUGGCCACCAGGAGGCGGCGACACCAUCUUUAUCAUGUUUCUUUUUCGGGUUGCUCUUCCUUAUUCCGCUGUAAUGGCAGCUUUGUGUACUUACAGUUCUCAGAUUAUGGUGUUAUUUCUCUACAAAAUGUGAACAGUCGGAGAGCGUGGGUUGAUUUGAAUGAAAUGGAAGUUGUGAAAGUCGGAUUCUCUCUCUUUUUUAAGCUUUUUGAGAUUGUUUACAUGUUUCAGCUCUCCACAGCGGGUGUUCAGUCUUUUCAAGAUCACUUUACAGUUCAAAAACAUCGCAUUAAACAGACAGUGGGCGUUUUUUGUCUACGUAGGACAAGCUGUUUUAUUAUGGGAUAAAGUUCAUUGUCCGGGUUCCUGUGCAGUCCUCUGUGUCACAUCUGCAGAUCGGAACAAUAAAAAAAAUAUAUAUAUAUGAAAA